Penicillium riverlandense is the source of this 1557-nucleotide messenger RNA. RefSeq names its product copper fist DNA-binding domain-containing protein. Gene Ontology annotation, cellular component: nucleus. The record is from RefSeq and is a predicted model, not a curated record. The transcript is spliced from 3 exons. Bases 1 to 1557 code for a protein of 518 amino acids. Gene Ontology annotation, molecular function: RNA polymerase II cis-regulatory region sequence-specific DNA binding; copper ion binding; DNA-binding transcription factor activity, RNA polymerase II-specific. Lineage: Eukaryota; Fungi; Ascomycota; Eurotiomycetes; Eurotiales; Aspergillaceae. Gene Ontology annotation, biological process: positive regulation of transcription by RNA polymerase II; intracellular iron ion homeostasis; intracellular copper ion homeostasis.
AUGCUGAUCGAUGGUGAGAAGUGGGCUUGUGAAGCUUGCGUCCGGGGUCACCGGGUCAGCAGUUGUCACCACAGUGACCGCCCCCUGACCCACAUCAACAAAAAAGGCCGUCCAGUCUCUCAAUGCACUCACUGCCGCGGCCUACGCAAGUCUCGAACAACCCACGUGAAGUGCGAUUGUGGCGAGAAGAAGAAGAAAUCCGACAUGUUUGACUGCCAUGCGGGAGAGAAGCGAGAUUUGAAGCAGGACGCACUUCACCGCUGUGGCUGCAGUCAUGGCCAGCGCUGCACGUGUGCGCUGAAAAAGGAAUCCCAUCUAGAUACCGUUCCCGAGACUGGUCUGCCUUUGUCUCAGCCGUCGGGUCCCGUUAAACCCCAUCUCACCUCGACCAAGUCCGAGUCGACGUUGACAAUUUUCCGAGAUGGGCACCACAAGCCCGCCCACAAGCACAAUGACAUGGCUCACAAGUGCGGUUUGCCUUACACUAUCCCCCGAUCGCACACCAUCCACCACCCGUCCGACGUACCCCGUCGAUCUGCGGACCAUCUGCCCUUGACACAAUCAGCGUUUGUCAAUGAGCCCCUCGCGCUGUCGAUGGACUCGCAACCCCAAUCGCAGCAGCCGUCGCAGCAAGGUUCUCCACACAGCGCGCCCGCCGCCGGUGGCGAGGAGAUCGCGACGACUGCCCCUCUCGACCAGUCGUUCCUGGAUCACUACGCUUCUACCUCGCUCGACCAUCCCCGCGAUUCGAAACCGACCUCCGCCCCGGCCAACAUGGAUGAGCGGCCGCUGGAGCAGAUCAUCACGAGCGUACCGCCCCCUCUCGAUGUUUCGACCUUCACCUCGUUCCCCAACACCUCGAGCAACUCGCCGAUUACAUGCAUGGCGUUCCAGGAUCCCUACCAAGAACCAUACUUUGCGUCCCCCGACUCGGAACUGCCCUUGGGCUCUGCGGGACUGGGCGCUCCCUCCGUCGACUGGUCGAGUUUCCCUCUGUACUCUUCGGACGUGCCAGCGGCGACAAGUACGCAGACGCCGUCAUACGCCAGCUUCGAUUACAACUCGUACCCGACCGGUCUGCCGCCGCCGUCCUCCUCCGGCGAGAUCUCCGAGGCCGACGAGUUUGGACCACUCCCGGGUCUGGGGCAUGCAGGCAACGGCGACAUGCACGAUCUCCACAGCGUGAGCGAAGCAUCGGACAUGGACCACCUCCGCGUCAGCUCUGCGUCCUCAUUGAUCGGGCUGCCACAAGCGCAGCUCCUGUCGUCAAAUGAUCUGGAGUCCAUCAACAUCGACGAUUUCCUCAAGUCGGCCAAUGAAUCCACCGCCGCGCUCGAGCACCAGCUGCAUGCUACCAUGGCGAUGGAACCCAAGUCCGUCCCCGCGCAGGACAUGUAUGCCGUGUCGUCGCAAUCGCCCAGCUACAACAACAAGCCCAUAUCGAACAGCAUGCCGUCGCCGCCGGACUCGGUUCCUCUGUGGACCAGUAAUCUGUUCGAUGCCGGCUCCACCCCGCCCAUGGACGAGAGUUACUUCCGGCAAUCGUGGGCGCAAUAG